Molecule: messenger RNA, 316 nt
Organism: Staurois parvus
Lineage: Eukaryota; Metazoa; Chordata; Amphibia; Anura; Ranidae
Source: the annotation of a GenBank genome assembly
UGCCAGCUCUCAGUGCUCAUCCAUGCCACCUGCCAGUGCCCAUCAGUGCCACAUCAGUGCCUACCAGUGCACAUCGAUGCCACAUAUCAGUGCUCAUCUGAGCUGCCUUUCAGUGUCACCCAUCAGUGCCAGUCAGUGCCACCUAUCAAUGCCAGUCAGUGCCACCUAUCAGUGCUGCCAAUCAGUACCACCUAUCAGUGCCAGUCAGUGCCGCCUAUCAGUGCCAGUCAGUGCCGCCUAUCAGUGCCCGUCAUCAGUGCCACCUAACAGUGCCAGUCAGUGUCGCCUAUCAGUGCCAGUCAGUGCCUCCUAUCAG